Messenger RNA from Lycium barbarum (goji berry), 1772 nucleotides. RefSeq names its product cytochrome P450 CYP72A219-like. The record is from RefSeq and is a predicted model, not a curated record. Gene Ontology annotation, molecular function: monooxygenase activity; heme binding; iron ion binding. Bases 71 to 1618 code for a protein of 515 amino acids. NCBI's taxonomy places the organism in Eukaryota, Viridiplantae, Streptophyta, Magnoliopsida, Solanales, Solanaceae. The transcript is spliced from 5 exons.
AGAGAGAGAGAUAUAUAAAGACCGGAUAGAGCUAACUGUGUGCUAGUGAGUGUGAGAUAAGGCCUUCAAUAUGGAGAUACCAUACAAUUUUAAACUUGCAAUAUUUUCAUUUGCAAUUAUAUUUGUAUUGAGAUGGGCAUGGAGAAUCUUGAAUUAUUUGUGGUUCAAACCAAAAGAUUUGGAGAAAAAACUAAGACAACAGGGUUUCAAAGGGAAUUCAUACAAGUUCUUGUUUGGGGAUAUGAAAGAGAUGAAGAAAAUGGGUGAAGAAACUAUGUCCAAGCCUAUCAAUUUCUCCCAUGACAUGAUUUUGCCUAGAGUCAGCCCCUUCAUCCACAAAACCAUCAGAAAUUAUGGGAAGAAUAGUUUUGUGUGGUUCGGGCCAAGACCAGCAGUCCUCAUUACGGAGCCUGAACUUAUAAAGGAGGUGUUGACGAAGAAUUACGUAUUUCAGAAGCCACGUGGCAAUCCACUCACUAAUUUGGUAGCAACUGGCAUUUCAGACUAUGAAGCAGAUAAAUGGGCUACACAUAGAAAGCUUCUCAAUCCUGCUUUUCACCUUGACAAGUUGAAGCAUAUGCUACCUGCAUUCAAAUUGACUGCUACGGAGGUGUUGAGCAAAUGGGAGAAAAUUGUCUCCAGAGAAGGAUCAGAGAUAGAUGUGUGGCCAUAUCUUCAAACUUUGACAAGUGAUGCAAUUUCAAGAACUGCCUUUGGCAGUAGCUAUGAAGAAGGAAGAAAGAUUUUUGAACUUCAAAAAGAACAACUUCAACUAGUUUUAGAAGUGUCACGCACAAUAUACAUCCCAGGAUGGAGGUUUCUGCCAACUAAAAGGAACAAAAGGAUGAAGCAAAUCUUCAAUGAAGUAAGAGCACUGGUAUUAGGAAUUAUCAAUAAAAGAAUGAGGAUGAUUGAAGCUGGAGAAUCACAUGAUGAUUUGUUGGGUAUAUUAUUGGCAUCCAACUUAAAAGAAAUCCAACAUGGGAAUAAGAAAUUUGGUAUGAGCAUUGAUGAGGUGAUUGAAGAGUGUAAGUUGUUCUACGUUGCUGGGCAAGAGACUACUGCAACUUUACUUGUAUGGACAAUGAUUUUAUUGUGCCGACAUCCUAAUUGGCAAGAUCGAGCUAGAGAAGAAGUUUUACAAGUAUUUGGGAGUAAUGAAGUUGACUAUGACAAGUUGAAUCAGCUAAAAGUAGUGACUAUGAUCUUAAAUGAGGUCUUAAGGUUGUAUCCAGGGGGAUAUAUCAUUAAUCGAAUGGUACAAACAGAAACGAAGUUAGGUAAUUUGUGUUUACCAGCUGGGGCGCAACUCUUGUUAGCAACAAUACUAUUGCAUCAUGACAUUGAAAUAUGGGGAGAUGAUGCAAUGGAGUUCAAUCCAGAGAGAUUUGGUGAUGGAAUAUUAAAGGCAACAAAAGGACAACUUGUGUUCUUUCCAUUUAGUUGGGGUCCAAGAAUAUGUAUUGGGCAAAACUUUGCUAUGUUAGAGGCAAAAAUGGCAAUGGCUAUGAUCCUCAAACACUAUGCAUUUGAACUCUCUUCAUCUUAUGCUCAUGCUCCUCAUCCAUUGUUGCUUCAACCUCAAUAUGGUGCUCAUUUAGUUAUGUACAAGUUGUAGAAAUGGUCAUGUGUUGUCUUUUGAGUACAAUAAGUUAUAAUUCAUGUAACUAGAAGUUUAAGGAUUGGCAUAGUAGCUAUUUAUAAGUGAUAAAUAUUGUUUUGUAAGAGUGGAGAACUUUUUCAUAAUAUUAUUAGUGUAUUUUUGUUUAUAA